Messenger RNA from Rodentolepis nana, 1176 nucleotides. The record is from the annotation of a GenBank genome assembly. NCBI's taxonomy places the organism in Eukaryota, Metazoa, Platyhelminthes, Cestoda, Cyclophyllidea, Hymenolepididae.
AUGGAACACGGUCAAAGUAAGCUAACCGAAUAUUCUAUAUCUUCACUUAUUGGUAAUGAUAACCGUCAGUCACCAUCAACGCCUACUACACCAUUGACAUCUCCCAUUUACAAUGCUUUUUGGAGCUGCCAAUUUCUGGCUGGAUUAGCCCAAAAGUAUCUGAAUGACAUACAGAACAGUUCAAAUCCCACUUGUCUCCAAAAUCAGUUCACCCAAUCUUCUUAUUUUCCCUCACCACUUUCUUCCUCCUUUCCUCCCCUUGGAAGUAGUAAUAAUGUAGCCUGGUAUCUACAAACUGUGCUUGCAAAUGCCUCGAAAUUGGCCGAUUUGCCACAUCCUUCACUUCUUGACUCUGGUAUUCUGAAUCCAGCAGCGUAUCGAAAGAUUAUGAGUCAGGUUUUGAAUAUUCAACCGCCGCCGCCGCCACCACCACCACCACCUCAACCUCCACUACCCCCUCAAAGACAAUCAUCUCCGCAGAAUCUCUCCGCCAGAUCCAAGAAUGUUGAUAAUCUCCCAACUACUAUAUCUACACCUAAGCAGUCACCAUCACAGACAAACUCUUCAGAACACGGGUCAUCGAUUGUUUUUGAAGGACAAGGACGUAUAAACCAACUCGGCGGUAUGUUCAUCAACGGUCGACCUCUGCCAUACAAGACACGUUUGAGAAUAGUUCAGAUGUCACGAAAUGGAGUUCGACCUUGUGAUAUCUCACGUCAACUGAAGGUGUCCCAUGGAUGUGUCAGCAAGAUCCUCCAGCGUUUCCACGAGACAGGAAGUGUAAGCCCAGGUGCCACAGGUGGAGCUCGAAAAAAUCGUAUUCACAGCCAGACACGAUCUCAUUUGAAUGUACCAACUAAUCCCAGCCAUUCCUACUCCCACCACCACCAACAAUAUCUAUUCUCAUCAUCCUCCACUAAAGAACUACCUCAAAAUUUAUCGAGUAAACCUCACAUGGGUAAGAUGCCAUUUGAAUAUCCCAACUGGAAUGAAUCCUGGUCAUCAUUUGGAAGUUCGACAACGUUGCCCACCUUCCCUCGUCAUGACAUGGAUUCCGCUUUUACCCAACAAAGAGACACGCAGCAUCCACGACUCAAGUUUUCCGCUUCAAUGUUGGCUGAUCAGAAGAGUGGUGAUGCAGAUUCCAAAUGCGAUAAAACUGUUCCCAAUCCCUAA